Messenger RNA from Acanthosepion pharaonis, 4209 nucleotides. The record is from the annotation of a GenBank genome assembly. NCBI's taxonomy places the organism in Eukaryota, Metazoa, Mollusca, Cephalopoda, Sepiida, Sepiidae.
AUGAAUUCUUAUGCUGAGGAUUUAUCACGUAUUCAACCACAUAUUCUUUAUCAACUUCAACCUACUCAUAUAGCCAGUUAUUUACCCUCAACAAGAAUAAACCAUGGUCCUCUUCAACAACUGCCACAGUCUCUGCCUCCACAUCAGUUUCUGAUUAAACAUCCUACUCAGACUCCAGGUCAGCCUGUGUCACCAGCUCUGUCUCUGGCUCAGCAUCUGUCACCAGCUCAGUCUCAGGCUCCGGCUCAGCAUCUGUCACCAGCUCCGGCUCCAUCUCAGCAUCUGUCACUAGCUCCGGCUCCAUCUCAGCGUCUGUCACCAGCUCAGCCUCUGCCACCAGCUCAGGCCGCAUCUCUGCUUCCACCAUCAGCACAGGCCCCAGCCCAGCCUUCACCACCAGUUCGGGCCCUGGUUCAGCUGCCACUCCUAGUGUCUCCACCUUCACCUCGCUCAGACUUUGCCUCCAGCUCAGACUUUGCCUCCAGCUCAGACUUUGCCUCCAGCUCAGACUUUGCCUCCAGCUCAGACUUUGCCUCCAGCUCAGACUUUGCCUCCAGCUCAGACUUUGCCUCCAGCUCAGACUUUGCCUCCAGCUCAGACUUUGCCUCCAGCUCAGACUUGCCUCCAGCUCAGACUUUGCCUCCAGCUCAGACUUUGCCUCCAGCUCAGACUUUGCCUCCAGCUCAGACUUUGCCUCCAGCUCAGACUUUGCCUCCAGCUCAGACUUUGCCUCCAGCUCAGACUUUGCCUCCAGCUCAGACUAAAUCUUUAUGUUCACUUCACUCUCUGGUCAAAUCUUUGCCAGAGUCUCUGUCUGUUUCUCUCACUGAACCUCUCUUAAUGGCGGCGCAAACAAUAAACAUUCAAAGAAAUGACCAAGGAAAAAGUCAUGUGAGCAGAAAUAAUUCUGCAAAAUUAAAAUAUUUUCAAAGUUGGAUGGUUCAGUCUGAAGAAUCCCUCCAGAAACAGCAUGCUGCCUUUCACAAAGCAUCUUUUGGUCAAGUUUUAUUCUGCUGUUUUACACUUGAUUCUGAAUGGUUCUUCUGUCUUGAAGAAAUUGGUCUUCCCGUGAGAGCAUGUCGAGAUGAACUGAAAAAUUGUUUAACAGAUGAAGAUCUUGAUUGCAUGCUUCUUAUUGAAGAUAUUUUCACUACUUUAAUUCAUCUCACAAAAAACCAUGCUUAUUUGGUGAAAAUGAUGGAUGCCGUGGAGAAAAUAGAAAUGGCUGUGUUAAAAGAUACCGAUAUGUUGGUGGAAUAUUUAUUGGAAAAGGCUCAGCCUCUGCAGAUAGUACAGCAGACUUGGAAUGAAGUUUUCCAUCAGUCCGAUGCAUCUGAGCAAAAGAAAGUUCUGACUUUGUUUCUAAUGAAGUUAUAUCAACAGCAUGUGAAAAACUUUGAUAAUGCUGUCAACUCAUGGGAAAAAGUACGAAAUUUAUCAAUACAGGACACCUAUAUUGCUGACACUCUGCAAGAAAAGGGUGAGGAGCAAUUGAAGAAUGGCAACCUAGAAGAUGCUCUUGGAUUUUUUAAUGAAGCUAUUAAUAAUUGUCCACUGGAUGUUAAAAGUUAUAAGCAAAGAGCUAAAAUUCAUGAAAUGCUGAAAAACUAUAAACUUUCCUCUUGUGACUUGAUAAGAGUUCAUGUACUUGAACCUGAUUGGAAAGAGGGCUACGUUAUUCAUGGUAAAAUCUUAAAAAACCUAGAUGAUCAGUGGACCAGAUAUUGUUUUAAACUGAUUGAUAAAUGGAAAGUUGGUGCCAACUAUUAUUACAUCAUUGAAACUGUUCAAGAAGAUACACCGAACAAAGAAAAUGAUUGUAUCAGUCCUCCUCCAGUUGAAGAGAAAAAGAAUGAAGAAAAAUGUGAAGAAAAGAUUCCAUUACCAAGAAAUGAUUCUGAUGAACUUGUUCAGAAAGCCAUGAAUUUGUAUAAACAACAAAAAUUCAAGGGAAUGUUGCAGUUGUUUAAAGCAAAUAUUUUGGAAACUACAUUAUAUCAACUUGCUCUUUUAUCCCACAUUCAUUUGAAACAGUUAGAUGAAGCCCGGCAGUUGGCAUCAACAGCCAUUCAAACAUUUACAGACUCUAGGCAGUUUUCGGGAGAUGAUCAAGAGGUUACUAAUUUGAAGAAAAUGUUUAGCUUUAUAAAGUGUCUUCCGUCCACUUCAUUUGGUCAGUGUGACAUAUGUAAAACCGGUCAGCAAUCUAAUGUAGCCGAUGUUUACAUUUAUGAAGAUUUUUCCAUGCUUGAUGACCUUUUCCAUAAGGGCUUUGUAGUGCUAAGGUGUGAAAACAGAUGCAGAAUUUUAUUUCAUUUUGAGUGUCUCUCUGGAUCGAAUGACUUCAUUUGGAAAAUGUCUACAUUACAGAAUUAUAUUAGAACUAUCUGUUCAACCCCAGACUGUCAGUCAUGCAUCAUCAUGGCAGAAGCCUUUUUUGUAGAUAAUACUGAAUCAAUUAAAGUUGUUGACAGUGUUUUAGGAUUUAAAAGACAAGAAAUAGUCAAUCCAACUGGACUAUCUGGAACCAAUUUAACAGCUCAAAAUCCAGAACCAAAUAAUAAUGUUACCAGUGCAUUGACCUCCUCAGAUGAAGCUACAUCACCCAGUGACCAUUCUGAAGGUUCAACGCCAGACACAAACCAUGCAUCUGGACAAGCACAUGCUGCAGGGUUAAAUGAAAAGAGAGAGACAAAAUCUCCACCAAGUUACAAGACCUAUGAAAGAAAAAAAACAGGAAAGAAUAAAAAGCGACGUUCAGAAAAAAAGGCACCUCGGCUUCAGAGUUUGGAAUUUUGUGUGGAUGAUAUUAACUCAAACCAAAACUUAACUAAUGGCUUUCAACCUGAAACCAACGAGGACAAAGAAUUACAGCAGUUCUUAAGUGAAUCCUCAGAAGAAAUCGAGAAAGAAAAUCUCCUCCUCUACUUGUGCAGUGUGUUGCAUGAACACGGCCCACAAUCAGCAAGUGGAGAGAUUUUUCAGAAUGAGAUCAAAGCCUUGAAAGAUAACCAUAAGAAAUUACUUUCCAAAAGUGGAGGAUUGGCUAGCUUCCUCCUUCAAUCAAACAAUGUCCUACUUAAAGACCCUGAUAUUUUGUUUUUAGAAGCUGAUACCUUGACAACAGUCAUUCCUGCCACAGACCACCAUCCUUUACAACUGCAUCUCUCACAAGAAUCAGCAUCUGGUGAAGAUUUGGCCUCAAACACAUGUCCUCUUCCUUCACUUAUUCCAGAAAUGUCUGCAUCAGGCUAUGACAACCAGGAAGAAUAUGCAGCUCCAAGAAGAGGCAGCCCAGUAAAUGAAAGUAUCAGCACUUUACAGAAUCCAGUUUCUUUAACAGAUGCUGACUUUGCUAUUAUAGAGGCAAGCAACCCAGAGUUUUUUGGUGCUCAAUGUGAAAAGCCAAACAAUGUUUCUGUAUCUGUUGACGAGCCUUCUAUGGUCCCGACAGGACCUCCUAAACUAGAUUCUGUGGAAGGGAUCAAGAGAAGGAACUUACCUCCAGACAAGAGGGAAAUAAAUAUUUUGGAUCACAGUUCAUCUGAAUUGGAAGAAUCCAGUAGCAUUAGUGGGCACAGUGAACAAGAGAAAGAAACAGAAGAGGAGGAGGAAAAUGAUUUCUUUUACUCGUACAGUGAAGAAUCACCCGAAUCUUUGGAUUCAUCUGAUUCUGAGUUUCCAUACUGUGAAUUUUGUGAACACUUCAAGCCUCGUUUGGUCUUUCUGGAGGAAGAAUGCAAGAACAUUUCGGUUAAAUAUAAUGAUGAAAGAAAAAAUUGUGAAAGAGCUAAACAGAAAAUUUCUUCUCUAGAAGCACAACUAGAAGUACUUAAAGAAGAGAAUGCAAAUUUAAGAAAAAUAAUAGAAGACACUGAUUAUGUACAAACCAUGGAAGCCUCAAAUAUACCAACAGCAAUGAUUUCCAAAAGCAUCUUACGAACUGGCCGGCGCUCUUUACCUCCUCACCUAAAAGGUCCUUUUAAGCAGUCAUGUGAACCAAAAGUGGAGACUGUUCCUAUGAAUAAGCAAGAUAUCAACUUGUGCGUCAUUUGUCAUGAAGAUCUCUUACUUUUGGCUGUUAAUACUCUUCAGUGUGGCCACGUCUUUCAUGACAAUUGCAUUCGAAAGUGGUUUUUACAACAGAAAACAUGUCCAAGUUGCCGUAAACAUACACUGUUAACAGAAGAAUUCCCUCCACUUGCUUAA